Molecule: messenger RNA, 330 nt
Organism: Penicillium brevicompactum
Lineage: Eukaryota; Fungi; Ascomycota; Eurotiomycetes; Eurotiales; Aspergillaceae
Product: TIGR04076 family protein
Exons: 2
Coding region: 1-330 (109 amino acids)
Source: RefSeq, a predicted model, not a curated record
AUGGAUGCGUUCCAGCUGUACGAUCUCCGCGUCGAAGUGGUCUGUCCCCCGGGCAAACGCAUUAUGUGCGGAGCCAAGGAGGGGGAUUACUUCACGCUGAAGGGCGAAAUGAUGUACCUGCCUCCCGGCCAGGGGAUCAGCAUCUACAGUCUCGCUUCUGUUCUGCCCCUGUUGGCCUCGAAACAGCGAAUGACUCACGAAAAUGACUGGAUGACCACCGACGCCAGUAUCGCGUGUCCAGAUCCUCACUGUCCUUCGCAGUUGAAGAUCAUUCGGACUGGAAUCUCCACUUUCAAUCAUUCCGACACUACUGUGGUUCCCAAGUCUUGA